UUGACUGCUUUCUUUCAGAGAUGUGGUACUGGGUUUUCCUCUGGGCUCUCUUCUCCUCUCUCUUUGUCCAUGGUGCUGUGGGAGUAUUAAUGUUUGUGAUGCUGCAGAGGCAUAGGCAGGGGAGGCUGAUCUCUGUCAUUGUGGUCAGCAUUGGAUUUCUGGGCUCUAUAACUGGAGCAAUGAUAACCAGUGCUGCAGUAGCUGGAAUUUACAGAGUAGCAGGAAAAAAUAUGGCUCCCUUAGAAGCUCUUGUCUUUGGUGUUGGACAGACAGUACUGACGUUAAUUAUCUCAUUUUCAAGAAUUCUUGCAACGCUUUGAGACUUAUAUAGAAUGGGAAAAAAAUCUACUAGUUUAAAGAAAUCUUUAAUCUGAAAGGAAGCUUCCUGAAAGUGGAUUCAUCAGCUUAUGAACUUGAAUUCUAGUGCAAGAGGAAGGAAGCUAUGUGGAACCUGCACUACAAAUCUAGAGAUUCAGUCAAAUCAGCAGGCUGUCCUCUAGUGUCUGAACUGUUGUACUUCUGCACUGCGCCUUAACGUGCCUCAGUCGCAGGCAAGGUGCAAUCCAUGUGUGUGAAGUUUGAGAUAAAGCACCUUGAGUAGCUGCCAGUCGGGUUAAUGCUUGGUGAUGGGCUUAUUGUUCUUAACAGUGUUGUAAUAAAAGAAAGGAACGCUCCUGAAAAUUGCUGCAUGUGCCAAACUUGGAGUUUAGUGCUUAACCGUUGGUUGGGUAAGCUUUGAAACUGCUAUUGUAGAAGAAUGCUGUGAACAUAGAGCCUACUUCAGUUUGGGUAAAAUAGCAAGAUAACUGACUUCUGUAUUAGCAGAAUCUAUUUGAAUGCUGAAUAUUUUUAUUCAGUAUCCAAAGCAACUGUUAGGUCUGUUUUGAAGUAUAGAUGAAUAUUGAUGGGGUUUAAGAACCACAACUUUAGCAACCCUGAUGUAAUCAGCAUUAUGUGUAGAAGGGCUCAUGGCAGUUUUCUGAAGUUCAGCACAUCACUUCUUCAUGGGUUUAGCUUGUCAGAAAUCAGUAGUUUAAGGAGACUGUAUGGGGGUUACUAAGUACAAUCUGUUGUGUAUGCACAAACAAAUUUUAAAUUGAUGCUUUCCUUGAAAUUGUUUUGUCUUAAACACAAAGAUGGUUACCAGCCCUUCUGAAAACCUCACAAAGGCUACUUGUUGCAAAUAAGCUCCCUAUAUUUAUUUAAGCACUGGUAGGACUCUUAACCCUACAUGUAUUCUUUAAAGAACACACAAAUACAACAGACUUUAAGAGAAUACACCUAUGAGGAAAAUGGAAAGGGAGAAAAAAAUAAAAUAUAUAUAGUGGUUUUCUACCAAAAAAAAAAAUAAUCUAGAGUUUAAUAAAAUAGUUUGGAAGUGGGGCAGCAUUAAUGUAUUUACUACCUUGUUUCUGAACACUUUGUAUCUUUGGAAAGAUUAAGAUAUCUGGAACUUUGAAAUACUUAGACUUCAGUAGAGUUUGUGCUUUUCUAGUUUAAAAGGGACAGUAGUGUUGUGCAUGUGAAUGUCUUAAAUGUGAAUGUUUUGGAGUGAAUAGAAAUUUUAAGUCUAAUUACUAAUUAUUUAUGAAAUGCAAAAUUUAAAGGGCACAAAGUUCUGUGAGGAAUAAGGAAUUUUUUUUUUUACCUCUUUCCUCAACUGAAUGCUUUUCAACAGUCAGCUUUUAAUGUUGCCAGGAAGAGUAAAUUGCUCAAAGCUUUUGCUAUUAAGAUGUCAGAAAGACUUACUGAACUGUUGAAACCACUGGCACCUACUGCGCAGAUAAAAGAAUAUGGUUAAAAUGCAAUUUACAAUCCAGCCGUACUGCUUAGUGCUUCAAAUAUUACAAUGAAUUAGCCUGUCUGCCUUUAUUUUAUUCCACAAGCUGUUUUUUUUUAAACUGCUAAGGAUGCUGAUUUUUUUUUUUUUCUUUAAAAGUAUUUAAGUCUUGUUUGGAAAAUGUACAAAGUUAUGGACUUUGAAGGGAACAAAGUAAAAUAUAGAUUUAUAAACCUUUCAGUGUUAUAUUUUGGCUUUGAAUUGCUUUAAAAUGUGGCUCAAUACAUAUAGUCUCACUAUUUUGAAUGUCUUCAAAAACUUAUUUAUUUUUAUUGGUUUGGAUUUUUUUUGUCUCGUCGUUUAUUUUCUGCUGAUAGUUUUUGGCAUAACAAUCAUUGCACUUUAGACAAUAAAAUUAUUAUUACAUCUGUAAAAGGCAAUUUAAACUCCCCAUUUUCUUAAAUUAUGAGAACUGGUUUCAGGUAUUUAAGUCGAAUUGAAUAAUAAAAUUAUUGAAGAGAUUUCUCCUAAUGUGCCUUGUUACAUAUAUUUUUAGGGGAAAGCAUUUAAAAAAAAAUUACUGUACUUCAUUUUUGUUCUAUUUUUGCCAUUUCUAAUUAAUUUGGUUAUUUGAUAUAAUGUCUUACUCAACGGACACUUAAACAUUUCUGUUUGACAACCUGGAAAUGCUUGUCUGGAUCAAAACCAACUGUUUCAUGAAGCACUGUGUUCAGUAAUUCAGAUUGUCUCAUGACUUCACCUCACACUCAAACUCCUUCCCAGUUUCCAAAUUUCCUUGAGCAUCUUGAUUAUUAUUUAUUGUACGAGGCUAUUAGGCUACCACUGAUCAAUGGCUUGCUGUCUUUCACUAAGUUAAACUAGAACAAACUACUGCGAACUUAUGAAAUGCAUAUAAAAAAAUAUUAUUGAUGAACUUAAUUUUUAAUUUUAAUUGCAGUACCAAUUAAAUUGUUGCCAUUGUAACUUUCCUCCUUUGACAAGGAGGCAUCUUUGCAGAUGUAAAGUUACCUUCCUCCAAAUAAUUUUUAUUUCAUAGAUCAUUGUAAUCACGUUUAGAACAGUUAGGUGCUUAGUUGUCUCUGCUUUAUGUGGUAUUAUUGCCUGGCAUCAAUGUAUGGGCAGGUAAUAUAAUGCCGAAGUGGCUUAAGAGAGACAAAGUUAUGUAUUUGACAGAAAUUGUUUUAACUAUUUCUUGUGAGGAAUAUAUGAGGAAAAAUAAUAUUCUUUGAUCAUGGCGGCAUGAUCUUACUGCCUAAUUCUAGUAGUGAACGGAAAUGUAAGUGGCCUUAUGUCUGUGAAAAUUUGGAGUUUAAUUCCACAUCCUUAGGAACAGCUUUGUGAAACAUAAGGUGCUCUGGUCAGAGUGCAGUGUAUGCAUAGAUAUAUUUGUGUGUGUGUAUAUAUAUGCAUGGGUGAUAUUUUUGGGUGUAUUCUGUACCUUACACACGCUAACAAUUGAAAUAACUUACCCGAGAAAAAGAACCUUAUUUCAGAUAACCUUUCCCCUCUCUCUUGCUAUUAGACCACAAAGAUGUCUUGUGUGUGAAUGGCACCGAUGGUACUCUGGACCCCUUUGGACAAUGCAGUGUUGUGCAGAUGUCCACACAGGACCUUUUAGCACUGUCUUCAAAUAGCUCUGCCUGUCUCUGCAUUGUCUCCUUUAUCACAUUCUGUGCAUUGUUAAUGAUUAAUUUCUAGUAAAGAACAAAUAAUAUAUCAGUACAAUUUAAUCUUGGGAUUAUAUUUCCUAAUAAUUAUCGUCUUUCAUUUCAUGGGUAAUUCUGAGUUUAUGAAACUAAUCUGUGUAGCAUGACUAGUGACAUAAUUUGAAGUUUACUGUUCACACUUUUUUUUAAAGAAACCAAUAACUUAACCAGAUUUGAACAUUCAACAUGGACCAAAGAGAGUAGUCCUGAUUUUGUGUAAUGUAGCUUUCUAUUUUUGAAGUACGCUGUUUUUAUUACUCUAAAGGAAAUAGUAUUCAACAUAUUGCACAUUGUUAUUUAUUUUGGUUACAAUUUCUAUUUGAAUUCUGUUGGUUGGGAGACACAUAUAAUGUCAUUUGAAUGGAAGCUGUAAUGGAGUCUAAGCUCUAAUAACUAUAAAAACUGAUUUAAUUGUUAUUUUCUGUUUUAAUUUAUGUAUUUCAUGCACUGUGUUCUAAUAAUGCCUUUCCUGCACUAAAUUGGAAUAUUAUAUCAUGAGCGUAUUAAGCUGCAUGGUUUUGUAUGUAGCCAUUCAACGUCAUCCAUUUCUAAUUCCACAUGAGUGAUUAAUUUUUUUUCUUUAGACACAAUAUUCCUAGGUGUAAUGAAGUAUAAAUUAAUUGGUUAGGGAGAAGGGAAAAAAAAACAUGUGACUAAUAAGGCUUAGAAAAACAAAUGUGAAUGUGGGAAUUUUUUCAGUUUUGUUUCAGUCUAUUGUUUCUGUAAAUAUGCUUUUUCAUCAUACGUGUAUUUCAGUUAAGGGAAAAUAUGUGGAGAUUUGGUUGUUUGGAUAAAAGCUGCAACCUCAUAUAAUUCCAGGCGAUUUGAGAUAACUGGAAUACUGAAUUCGGUUCAUAAAUUAUAAUGGAGUGUUACAUCUAUAUACAUGCUAGAACGUAACUUUGAGUGCUACCAGAAUUAAACAUGCAACUGCAUCACAUAUUGACAGAAUACCUUUUGAAUUAUUUCCUUUUUUUAACCUCUGGAUUGGGAGCAGCUCAAGGUGAAAAGACUGUUUAAAUUCUCAGCUGUUGCUUCAGAAGAAAUAAGUGUUCUUUGUGUACAGGUGAAUUUAAGACAGCUGAAAACCUAGUAUUGGGUUAAAAGUCAAUUUUUUGGUCACAUCUUAGUCAUAUGACCACACCCUUAAAGUCAGUGGGAAAAAUACUCUGUACCAUGUUACAAUGAUGAAAUCUUCAGCUGGGCAGCCCUAGUUUGUGUACUUAACUGCACAUCCUCUGGUGAAAAUUAAGUUGUCAUAGAAGAUAGACUUUAACCUGAGUACAUACCAUUUGAUACCUUGUGAGAGAGAGCGUGUCCUGUCCUGACAGCAUGCUGUUUCACAUGCUUGUGCCUAGAAAUCAGUUUCUGCGUUAAGUUUAAAUGUAAUCACAAAGAUAUCUCAAAGUCUGAGAAGAUAUGUUACUGCUUAGGGCGUUCUCCUGGUAUAGCAGGUGUAAAAACAAUUAUACUCUAAAGUUAUGAGCUAAAGAAAGACCUUCUUUCAGGCACACACCUUUUUUUCCAGUUCUAAAUAUUCAUCUUGUAGUUAUUGAGCACUUUACAAAGUUACUGCAUGAAUACUAGUAAGAUGACAGCUGUUAAAGAGGAUGGGUAGUAUGUCCUUUUGUGCUGCUUUUGUGAACUGAAAAAAACCUCACCAACCUAUAAGGCAAAGUAAAUACUGAAGAAAUAUUUUUGAUUAAAAAAAGUAAUAUUUGAUUGACAUAAAUGGCAUUCCUUCUGAUUUGAGAUCUAACUUUUUAAGUUCAGUUUGUUUAUUUAAUAUUGCCAUUGUAAAAAUCUGGUUUUUGGAUUAUCCAUCAAUACAAAGUAUAUUGAUGAGGCCAUCAGAGCUAAAAAUCUAAAACCUUUUAAAAUUGCUUGGCUGGAGGUUUUUACUUGUUUGAAAUGUACUUAACUGUUAUACAAAUAAUGAAGGUUUGAAAGCCCUUUGUGUUUUGGGGGGUUAGAGGAUAAUCAGGUAUUUCUGUAACUAAACUUUUGACUGUGGCAAUAUAUAGAAUAGCAUAAAAUUCUUCAGAACUACUUACAGAAGCCACCAAAGAUAGAUGCCUAUUUUACAGUUAGAAAAAGGCUACAACAUUUGACAUCUAUAUUGAUAACUUUAACAGUUGCACUGUAGGCUUUACAAAUAUGAUCAGUAUUAUAACCAUUUGGAUUUGGCUGAGCAAAUAAUGGGGAAAGGAUAAAGGGAAUUUGAAAAUAUUUAAAAAGGAAAAAGGGAAAAAGUAUCCAUUAGUCCACUGCCAAAAUCGUGCCCCUCCAACGCUGUUUUCCAACAAGCAUGGCUUAGACCAUACACAAUGCAGCAUAAUAUCUCUCCAUGAAGUGUCUCGUGAAUAGAAUGCAUUCUACAAAUCUGUUUUAGAAAUAAUGUUCUUAUUGUCACUUGGUGAAGUUACCUGAGUUAAAGGAUCGUGACCUAGGCAUUAUGAAGCUCAAAGAUAGCAAGAAUGGUGAUGGAGAAGAAUACGGUUGAUUUACGCUUUGUACAGAACUAUAUUACACUGCGAAAAAAGGUCUUCAUUUUGAGUUGUGGAUGUACUGCAUGUUCAUGUAACAGUUUGGCUCCAAUUGAAAAAAAGUACUUUAAUGGGUGAUAUUUAGGCUGUAAAUACUGUAUACUAUUUUCUUUUUUAAGCAACUUUUUUAUUUCCCUAUUUGUGUACAGUUCUCUAUGUACAUAUAAAAACCCCACAACAUUUUGAGAAGCCUUUAUAGUUAACUUCUACAUUUCAAUUGCAGUACUGAUCUAAACAUGUCCGUUUGGCUGUUUAGUUCUGUUCUCACAGUAUGCUUUCAGGUUCUUUGAAAAGCAGCAAUAACAGUUGGACAAUUAUUUGAAGUAAAACUUUCUUGUGCACAAUUUCCACUUCCAUGUUUUAGAAUGGAGGCACAGUGGACCACUUGUCCAAUUGUAAGAUUUCAAGAGCCUUUAAGUAGUUUUUAUCUUUUUUUUUUCUGUGGUAGGAAGUGUCUUGUAGUAGCUUAUAUACAGAUUUAAAUGUCAAACACAAUUUCUCAUGCUCAUUUAUUUGAUUAAAACUUUCUGUUGAAAUAUUUUCAUAAACUUUCCAUAGUUUAUUGCAUGUGCUCAUAAGUAAUCAUAAAGCAAUGCGUUGACCUCUGUAUGAAAUAUUCUGAUAAAAGUUUUACAUUUUGUGAACCUGUUUGAAAUGUACAGAUGUACACAAAAAAUAAAGCUAAAAUUAAUACUGAA
Messenger RNA from Calidris pugnax (ruff), 6751 nucleotides. RefSeq names its product transmembrane protein 170B (gene TMEM170B). The coding region runs from base 21 to 320 and encodes 99 amino acids. Gene Ontology annotation, biological process: negative regulation of canonical Wnt signaling pathway. NCBI's taxonomy places the organism in Eukaryota, Metazoa, Chordata, Aves, Charadriiformes, Scolopacidae. Gene Ontology annotation, cellular component: plasma membrane. The transcript is spliced from 2 exons. The record is from RefSeq and is a predicted model, not a curated record.